This is a messenger RNA of Pogoniulus pusillus (Red-fronted tinkerbird), 788 nucleotides long. It is a transcript of the gene CRYBA4, whose product is annotated as crystallin beta A4. Bases 92 to 733 code for a protein of 213 amino acids. Lineage: Eukaryota; Metazoa; Chordata; Aves; Piciformes; Lybiidae. The transcript is spliced from 5 exons. The record is from RefSeq and is a predicted model, not a curated record. Gene Ontology annotation, molecular function: structural constituent of eye lens. Gene Ontology annotation, biological process: lens development in camera-type eye; visual perception.
CCGUUGAAAAGAGGCUGGCACCUUCCUGACACUGAAAUGCAGCUGAGAAAACCUCCUCGUGUCCCCUGCCAAGGAAUCACAGCACCACAGCAUGGUUGGAAGGGACCUGUGGAGUUCAUCCAAUCCAACCUCUCCACCAAGACAGAUUCACCUAGAGAAAGUCACACAGGAACACGUCCGGAUCGUGGUGUGGGAUGAGGCUUUCUUCCAGGGCAAGAGGCACGAGUUCACCGCCGACUGCUACAGCACCCCCGAGCACGGCUUCAGCACCGUCCGCUCCUGCAAGAUCGAGAGUGGGGCAUGGGCAGGCUUUGAGCACAGCGGCUUCCAGGGGCAGCAAUUCGUGCUGGAACGUGGGGAGUACCCGUGCUGGGAGGCGUGGAGCGGCAGCAACGCUUACCACGUGGAGAGGAUGUGCUCCUUCCGUCCCAUCGCCUGCGCCGACCACGGGCACAGCAGGCUGAUGCUCUUCGAGCAGGAGAACUUCCAGGGCAGACGAGGGGAGCUGAGCGACGACUGCCCCUCGCUGCCCGCCCUGGGCUGGGGCAGCAGCUCCGUGGGCUCCUUCCUCGUCUGCUCCGGCGCGUGGGUCUGCUCCCAGUACCCCGGGUACCGAGGCUUCCAGUACCUCCUGGAGAGCGACAGCUCCACGGGCGAGUACAAGCACGUUCGGGAGUGGGGGUCCCACGCACAGACGGGCCAGGUGCAGUCCAUCCGCAGGGUCCAGCAGUGAGCGGCAGCAGCGGAGCCGCACGCAAGCCCUGGGCACCGUCUCUCCCGCGGGACGG